Molecule: messenger RNA, 3852 nt
Organism: Sabethes cyaneus
Lineage: Eukaryota; Metazoa; Arthropoda; Insecta; Diptera; Culicidae
Gene: Rho1
Product: ras-like GTP-binding protein Rho1
Exons: 6
Coding region: 549-1127 (192 amino acids)
Biological process (GO): small GTPase-mediated signal transduction; cell migration
Molecular function (GO): GTPase activity; GTP binding
Source: RefSeq, a predicted model, not a curated record
CAGUCUGCGGGUGGAGUUUGAUAUCGGUUGUUCGUGUAAUUUUUCGUCGCUUUCGCGUAUUGCGCCAACACUAAAGGUGACGUCGUCGUGCAAAUUGCGACGACCCUUUUUCUGUAGGAACAUUUAACUAUUUUAGAGUUUCUGUUCAAGUGGAAUUUAUGGUGACUCAUGAAUAAAGUGUGUUUUUGAUUGAUUUUGAAGUCUACAACGUAGAGGAGAAAAUAUUUAUAACUUUGAUUGUUUGGAAGUUGGAGUGAGAGCGAUGGAAGCUUAAUCGGAAGAAACCUAGCCGAAUAUUUUGACUGAGUUUUUCUUAGUGAUUCGAUCGAAGAAGGCGUUGUCGCAUUUAUAAAAUCGCUAACGUAUGCAGUAGAUUGCUGGUUAAGUAAGAGGCAAUACCUACCGGAUAGACGUUCGUAUUCCGGAUAUAGUGGUAACUAACGCCAUAGUGCAAAACCAGAAAGUGAAUUCAUAAGUGGAAAAUUUAUCUUAUUUCUAAAACGGCUGAGGCAAACGUCCCUUAAAGUGGGAUAGAGCUAAUAGAACCAAUGGCAGCCAUCCGCAAGAAACUUGUGAUCGUCGGCGACGGUGCCUGCGGUAAGACCUGUCUGCUGAUCGUGUUCAGCAAGGAUCAAUUCCCGGAGGUGUACGUACCGACCGUGUUCGAAAAUUACGUUGCUGACAUCGAGGUGGACGGAAAACAGGUCGAGCUAGCGCUAUGGGAUACCGCUGGACAGGAAGACUACGACCGGCUCAGGCCUCUGAGCUAUCCAGACACCGACGUCAUACUGAUGUGCUUUUCCGUGGAUUCGCCAGAUUCGUUGGAAAAUAUUCCCGAAAAAUGGACCCCUGAGGUGAAACAUUUUUGUCCAAACGUACCCAUAAUUUUAGUUGGUAACAAAAAAGAUCUCAGAAAUGACCCCCACACAAUUAAGGAAUUGGCCAAAAUGAAACAGGAGCCAGUGAAGCCACAGGAAGGACGUGCAAUGGCUGAGAAAAUAAACGCAUUCGCUUAUUUGGAGUGCUCGGCCAAGUCGAAAGAAGGCGUGCGUGAGGUGUUCGAGACCGCCACCAGGGCUGCGUUACAGGUCAAAAAGAAGAAGAAGAGUAAAUGUGUUUUGCUCUAAAAGAGCAUCAGUACUGCUUACUGCAACAAACAACAACAUACACACAACCACAACUACAUACACAACAAGAAGGGUGAAGUAAUCGAAAACAGUGUUAGGAAAACAAACGAUAAAGAAGGUGGUCGCCGUCGAUUAGUUGAAAGAAAUUUUAGGAACGACCGAAAAGCAAAACGUUUUUUUAGCGGCAGGAUUGAUGGGCAUCGUCUUACGUUUCUUGGAGAGGAAUAGAAGUGUUAGGGAUGGACGCAGGACAAACGCAAUGCCGGAAUCAAGAAUCAACUACUAAACAAACAGAUCUAUCUCUACCGUAUAGUAACUACAGCAAAGCAAACACACAACAUACAUAUUUUCAGUUAUGCGGGCGUUUGUGCGAGCGUAGAAGAAAUGUACGGAAUGUGCAAGAAGACGUAUUUUACUCCAACUUCACUUAUUAAGAACAAAAGAGUAAAAAGCGUUCCGUGAAAACAGAAAUGUAAGCGUAAUUAUAUUCGCAACAAACUUAUUGGGUAUACACACAGAAUCAACACUACAUAGCAAAAAACAGACCGGCAGACGCCAAGCAUUUUACAGCAAGACACGAAAGAACGUGGCCGGGUUUUCUUUCCUCUCCCGUCUUUUUUAUUACUUGUCGCGCGGGCAUCUAUUAGAUGUGUUUUUAUUACUAAUUAAUAAUGGUAAAACUCCUAUUAUUAUACUUUAGAUUAUAUGAAGCAAAGAUUAUUUGGGAGGAAGAAAAGAAAAAAAAAAAAAUGUUGGAGAUAACAGUCUAAAUAAAAGGCUAGAUUUUUAAACAAAUACACAAACAAACAAAAAACGAAAAAAAACGGUGGCGAAAUAAAAUACUAACACUUAAUGAGAAAUACGAGAAACCGAGGGAAAGUCGUCGUCCCAGGGAAAAUGACGAUUUUCUGUCUAUGUGAAACCACCCACCAUCCGGAAUCAUCCGUUUCGUCUUUCGUUUACCCCACCCGGUUGCCGUCGUCACCACUGCGCAGCAGGCGUAACAAGAGUUCGUUUUACAUCGGAAUAGUUGCGAGCAAGGAAUUUACACCCGAGAAAAGAUGACUUGUAUAAUAUGUGAACACUGAUUCGAUCAGCGAACAAAUUUCCCGGUUGUAGUGACCAGAAAGAUAAACACGCUAAAGCAACCAACCGGAGGGGAGUAAACUAGGCAAUCAUCAUUUCACCUGUUCCGCACAGAGAGAAACAGACGUUUAGCUAGAAAUGUAAAACUGCCGAAUCGACUGGGUGUGUAACAAAACACUACUGAUCGCCUUUUGGAUACUUUCAUAGACCACCUUACUUACUUAAAAUCGCAUCGAUCGUUACACUAGUGUUGUAGAAAGUUUGUUUUUCCAGAGAGAAAGAUCCCGGCUUGAACUGGAGUUGAUACAAAAUUUCAAGAAAGGACAAUUCGUAAUAGUACCUCACGGUGAAUCAAUUCACAGUUUGCCAUUGUGUUAGGUGUAUUCACUAACUAACGUCAAAUACCAACCAGUUUCAAAGAAAACAAUAUACACAGUGCUUGUUUGGAUUUGCAUUUAUUGAAGCUCUAGAUUUGGUUUGUCACCCAACAACUGCAUAUUCGUCCAAUUCAGUCAAACCUGCACAUACGAAUUUGGAGCAAUUUCCUAGCUCAAAGAAAACCUUUAAUCCACGCAGCCACACAACACAUGAGAAGUAAGUAGAACCUGUGUCCUGUGUGUGUAUGUGUGCGUAACAACACUAGGAUAAAGAAAAACUAAUUUCCUCAGCUUUAAACUGGGAAGAAAAAAUACAGAUAUGUGAGAUAAAGUGCUGAAUAUUAAAAAAAACUAGAUUAAAUUAACACCGCAGAUCGCUGAAUCUACUUCGGUUCAAUCAUAUUUUGGUUUGUACAGCAAUAUUGUAGUUUAGUAAUUUCUCUGAGCAAAUGUUGCUGUUGCCAUUAAAUUUGUCGUGUGGUUAAUCCGAAGUACCAUUGUAACCAACGUUCGGAACAAAAAAUUAAUUUGAAUUUCACCUUAGGUUGCAUUACAAUUGUCUCACAAUAAUACAAGCAUAGUUUGUGCGUUGGGUUUGUUGCAUCAUUGUCCUAUUGAGUUUUAUUUAUUGAUGUUUAUCAAUUUUACUAAUGGGUAGAACAAAAGCAGUAUAAUUAGAAUAAAAAAUUGUAUUUUUGUAAGCAAGCAAAUCAGUGCGAUUUAAUCAGACACUCUUACAUGGUGCAAGUAGCAAUGAUAAAAAAAAUACAUGCUUUCAAAAGUAAACAUAAAAUUGUUGAUCGUCAUUGACCAACAUUACAGAAAUACGUGUCUGUAAAAAUGGCAUCAGAAAAAAAAAUUUGCAUGGCAGGUAAAAAUUCUAGGCAAGACCAGAAAUCAAUUAUCAAAAUAAACGAAUCGCAGAAUGUAUAUUACACACACACAAUUGGUUAACCUACCGCUAACUUCUUCAGCUAUCAUAAACAUACACGUACAUUUAGAGACUUCAUAUAGGUAAAACUAACUAAUUGAAUUUUGAAUAAAAAAAAUACAUUUUUUCAUUUUCAAAACGAUCAUUCAUACGAUAAAUAAGCCCUAAAUGUAACAUUUACUGAUUAGUUAAGUACACGCGAGCAGGAGGAAGAGAAAAUGAAGAAAUGUUUUUAAAACUUUUAUUGAUUAUAAACGCAAGCAAACGCAAUGUUUUCAGAAGACAGAGACCACUGACUUAUUGUACUCCGAAUACACAGAACUUGGGGGAA